AUGGCUUUUUUGCUCAAGAUCACUCUUCUUGUAUCAUCCAUCGUCAUAGCCAAUGCAAUAACAGUCGAUGUGCGAAAACCCGAGGAAGUCCUACCGACUUAUACCUCCCUGCUUCAGUAUGAAAAUAUUGAAUUUGAGAAGCGAAAUCGUAAUUCCUCGGUUCAUCUGGUACUUUCGUUCGUCGUCGCUGGCUUACAAGGUCCGGACUUCUCCCUUACGUGGCUUUUAAACGGCGAAGCUUUGACGCUUCAGGACCAGAGCAGCCGGGCCACCCUGUACGCCGUAAAGAACUACGAUACCGCUGCACAAAAGGCAAGUGUGGAGUUGCAUCUGAAGGACAGCGCCGCACCAAUCUUACCGAUUUACUCGAAACCGAAGCGCGUCCUUCAAGGAGAUCCUCUGCGUCUCUCCUGCAAAGUAUCUGUUUGGCCCCUUCCUCCUAACGUCAAUUGGAGCUUCCAUCCUAUCGAUGUAGCCCAAUCGGAUGACAAAACAGCGAUAAACGACGCCUUUCGGAACCUUAAACCACUUGAUAUUGAUGCUCUUCAAUGGACAAAUGUCAAAUUUGCAGCCGAGGACGGCGUGCAGAGCGACACUCUGCGAUUUUCGGAACUUGAACCUAAACACAAUGGACUAUAUGCUUGUAGUGUUUCCAAUACUUUGGGGAGGGACGUCACCUUUAUUCUUGUUGAUGUUAAAGACCGUUGGGCUGCAUUGUGGCCAUUCAUUGGAAUCGUGGUUGAAGUGACCGUGCUUGUGGCUGCGAUCCUCCUCUAUGAGCGUCAUCAGAUGCGCGCGAAGGCUCCGACAGCAAAUAAUGCGAAUAUUGAUAGUGCCUCGCCAAACGGAGCCGCGAGUGGAGGAACUGAAAGGUUAGUUUACCGUCCCUGCCUGCGACUCCGUUCAUUUUUAACAUGUAGAUUUUCUCUAGCAGCUUUCUCUUUUUUGUACAUGUCGGCUAGAAAUUCACAUCCUGUUUUUUCGUUUGUUUUGAGUUUUUUUCCAAUUAGCUUGAACCACUUUACCGUGGGUCUUUAA
Molecule: messenger RNA, 1038 nt
Organism: Dibothriocephalus latus
Lineage: Eukaryota; Metazoa; Platyhelminthes; Cestoda; Diphyllobothriidea; Diphyllobothriidae
Source: the annotation of a GenBank genome assembly